Messenger RNA from Hibiscus syriacus, 4429 nucleotides. Its product is annotated as protein STICHEL-like. Gene Ontology annotation, biological process: DNA-templated DNA replication; DNA repair. Gene Ontology annotation, molecular function: DNA-directed DNA polymerase activity; ATP binding; DNA clamp loader activity. NCBI's taxonomy places the organism in Eukaryota, Viridiplantae, Streptophyta, Magnoliopsida, Malvales, Malvaceae. Gene Ontology annotation, cellular component: nucleus; DNA replication factor C complex; DNA polymerase III complex. The record is from RefSeq and is a predicted model, not a curated record. The coding region runs from base 183 to 4175 and encodes 1330 amino acids. The transcript has 10 exons.
UCCCUUGCCUUUGUAAUAAUUAUCUCUUUAAAAAAGAUUUCCUUUUUAUUAGUUAUUACCCUUCAGUUUUGCAUAUGUAUUCAUGGAUGCAAUGAAUGGGAGUGAAAUGUACAAUCUUUAGAGAUUCUGUAGCUCUGGGGUGAUUCUUCUUCAGUUGAUUCGAGACCCCAGAAGCAAAAAAAAUGUCGGAUGUGAGAAUGGCUGAUCCGAGCAGGUUGCAUUUGAAGAAGGAGCUGACUCAAAUCCGGAAAGCUGCCCGGGUUUUGCGAGAUCCAGGGACCACUUCUUCGUGGAAAUCGCCGAUCAAUCACUCUAGAUCUGUAGCAGCAGCAGGUGCAGGCUCGACUUCUACUUGUACUGCUUCGAGGAAUCAUUUAGGUAGUGUAAGUUUCAAUACGUCAAAUGGUAAUGCUUAUUUGGAUUUGUCUUUGUUACCCUUUAGAGUUGAAAGCAACAGUCAUCAUGGUCGUAGUGUUGCUAAUGGGAAUGCCAACGUGAGUGAGAAAGAUAAGAGGGGUUUCCUUUAUAAUUGGAGGAGUCAGAAAUCUUCAUCCGUGAAUGUGGAUGAUGACGAUGAGGAUGGGGAUGAUGGGGAUAAGUCUUCGUCUUGGAUUCAAUGUAGUGUGGAUGAAAAUAGCUUGAGCGACGCUAGGAAGUGUGGGGAUUCGAAGUGCGAUACCUGUUUAGGCGAGAGUCGAUCUGCGUCGGUGGUGUUCAGGUGUAGAGAUGCCAAAAGAAUGUUGGGGUUCAACAAGAAUAGUAAGAAGAAUAGUUCUAAUUUUGAUGGUUUUUCUAGAUAUGAACCGAAAAAGAAUGAUGUUAAUAGGUAUUCGGUUUACUCGAGGAAAUUACUCAAGGCUCAUCCUGCAUUGGCUUUAGGUUUAGGAAGGGAUGAGCCUGUUGAUCAAUCUGAUGACGCUGAAGAUUAUAGUAAUUCCGAGGAUUUCCGCAAGAUUUCGGGGGCAUCCCCACUGCUUCUCAAACUCAAGCGUAAGAACUGGUCACAUUCGUCUUCUAGAUUGUUGAGAACUGACAGAAAGGACGAUUCUUCUUAUUCCUAUAGUACUCCUGCGCUGUCAACUAGUUCUUAUAAGAAGUAUUUCAACUGCAAUCCAAGCGUUGUUGGCUCAUGGGAUGCGACCACAACUUCAUUGAAUGAUGAGUAUGACGAGGUGGAUGACCCUUUGGAUUUGCCAGGUCAGCAAGGAUGUGGGAUUCCUUGCUAUUGGCCAAAGAGGACCCCAAAGCAUAGAGGGGUUUAUCGGAGUUGUUAUUCUCCUUCUCUAUCUGAUACUUUAAGAAGGAAAGGAAGUAGCAUUCUCUGCAGUGGUCAAUCCAUGUACCAUAGACAUAGACGAUCAUUCUCGCUUUCCAAUAAGCGGAAAAUUUCUUUGAGAAGUGCUCAAGGUGUUCGUCCGCUGCUUAGCAAUAGUGCUGAUGGAAGAGGCAAGUCAUCCAUUGGAACCGGAUGUAGUGAUGAUGAGCUCUCCACAAAUUUUGGAGAGCGUGAUUUAGAGGCCCUCAAUAGAUUGGAUGGAAGGAGAUGGUCAUCGAGCUGUAGGAGUCAAGAUGGGUUAGAGAUUGUAGCUCUUAAUGGAGAACCAGAGGAGGAGGGUACACCAGAAAAUAUUAAGUGCUUAAGUCAGAAAUACAAACCAAUGUUCUUUGAUGAACUGAUUGGGCAAAAUAUUGUGGUACAAUCCCUUAUGAAUGCUGUUUCGAAGGGAAGAAUUGUCCCCUUUUAUCUUUUCCAAGGUCCCCGAGGGACUGGAAAAUCAUCAGCUGCCAGAAUUUUCUCUGCUGCUUUGAAUUGUCAGACUACCGAAGAUGCUAAGCCUUGUGGCUAUUGUACAGAAUGCACCGAGUUUGUUUCCGGGAAACACAAGGAGUUUUGGGAAUUUGAUACCACCAAUAAAAGAGGAAUUGAUAGAGUUAGGUACCUUUUGAAAAGCCUGUCAACAGGUCUCCUAUCAAGCUCAUCAUGUUACAAGGUUUUUGUUAUUGAUGAGUGUCAUUUGUUGCCCUCCAAAAUAUGGUUGGCAUUGCUAAAAUUCCAUGAAGAUCCUCCACCACGUCUCUUGUUCAUAUUCAUUACAACUGAUCUCGACAAUGUUCCACGUACUGUGCAAUCACGGUGUCAGAAGUAUCUCUUCAACAAAAUAAAAGAUGUUGAUAUCAUGGCAAGGUUGAGGAAGAUGUCUACCGAUGAGAAUCUUGAGCUUGAAUCGGAUGCAUUAGAUUUAAUUGUAUUGAAUGCAGAUGGUUCACUUCGAGAUGCAGAAACAAUGCUAGACCAGCUACGUUUGUUGGGUAAAAGAAUCACUGCAUCCCUUGUAAAUGAACUUGUAGGGGUUGUUUCAGAUGAGAAGUUAUUGGAACUUCUGGAAUUAGCAAUGUCAUCUGACACGACAGAAACAGUAAAAAGAGCUAGAGAAUUGAUGGAAUCGGGGGUUGAUCCGAUGAUUUUGAUCUCUCAAUUGGCCAGCCUUAUUAUGGACAUCAUUGCUGGAACAUACAAUAUUACUGAUUCUAAGUACAGCAGCUCACACUUUGGUGGAAGAGCUUUGACUGAAGCAGAAGUGGAGAGAUUAAAAGAUGCUUUAAAGCUUCUUUCCGAAGCUGAGAAACAACUAAGGGUUUCAAGUGAACGCGCAACAUGGUUUACAGCUGCUCUGUUGCAGCUUGGUUCAUUGCCUUCGCCAGAUCUAACUCAGUUAGGCAGCAGCCGGAGGCAGAGCUCCAAGACAACUGAGGAUGAACUGCAAAGCAUUUCAAGGGAAGCUAUAGCUUACAAGCUGAAGUCCAGAACUCAUUGUGUGCCUUGGAGAUCAACUUCUGCAUCCUUACACAAAUCUGUGAAUGGAAAUUCCAAUCCUCAGGGAGAAUUAGUGUCAAGGAUUGAUGGUUAUAGUUCCAAUUCCAGAACUUCAUACGGUCAAUAUAUGGAUGGCGGGGCAUUUCCUUCUGCACAUGACAAUAAUUUGAAUGGAAGUAUGAUACUUGCCUGCAGAAAUUCUGAAAAAUUAGAUGACAUCUGGGCAAAAUGUAUUAACAAGUGUCACUCAAAGACAUUGAGACAGCUGCUACAUGCACAUGGGAGGCUUUUGUCUCUUUCUGAAAAGGAAGGUGUUCUAAUUGCCUAUCUCGCAUUUGCGGAUGGAGAUAUCAAGUCUAGAGCUGAGAGGUUUUUAAGCAGUAUUACAAACUCUAUUGAACUAGUGAUGAGACGUAAUGUAGAAGUUCGAAUAAUUCUCUUGGCUGACGUUGGGGUUUCUCUAAAUCAUACAAAUCCAGCUGAGAUGCCGGAAAGUCUGCAGCAGGUCGAAACUGCAUCCGGAAUGGGGAGUGAUAGAAAAGCCAUUCCUAAGAAUGUGCUAGAUGGUUUAUCUAGUUUAGACUUGCAUCGGGAUUUGCUUAAAGCAUCCAAGGGAAGUUUUAGUGAUUUGGAAGGUAAACUGAGAGGAGUACAAGAUUAUUCUAAUUAUUCAUCACAAUCUAUGGUGAGAACACCUGAGUUCCUAGCUGAAGGCAAAGAUGACCUUGAUAGCUCAAAGGAGAGUAGGCAAGAGAUUCCAAUGCAGAGAAUUGAAUCCAUUAUACGUGAGCAAAGGUUAGAAACCGCCUGGUUACAAGCUGCUGAAAAAGGCACUCCUGGAUCAUUAAGUCAGUUGAAGCCCGAAAAGAAUCAGGUUCUGCCUCAAGAGGUGUAUCGUCAAAGUAAUUUGGGAUCAGUGAAUUCGUUGGCAUUCUCGUCUCAGCAACGGGAUGAGGAACUAAACCGGGAGCUUAAAAAUUUGAAAACAAAUGUCGGACAAGAGUUUCAGAAGGACCAGAUAGGUAGAAGGGAUGAUUAUUAUCCCAAGUCUCCCAGCUUGCUGCACAAUAGCAACUUAAGCAAAGAGAACCUUGGAUAUGAAUCAGGGUCAGGAGCCAGAGGAUGCAGUGGGAUUUUCUGUUGGAACACCUCAAAGCCUCCUAAAAGGGCGAAGGUAAAGGGAACACCUGUUCGAUCUAGCAGAACAAGACAAUUUUCAUUGUUUGGCGAGUGCGGGAAAUCAAAGAAAAUACAAAACAAAAGUAGAAGGUUGCGAGGAGGAAAUGGAUGCCCAAGGGAGGAACAAGGCGGUGUUUCGCGCCAAAUUGAAUGCACAAAAGAAGGAAAAGCGCAUGGAUAAUCCCCUUAUCAAGUACAAUGAAUCUGACCAACCUGUCUGCCGGGUCUGUGAUGUUGUUUUGAAAUCUGUAUCCCAUUGGGAUGCACACCAAGCUUCUCGUAAACAUCAUGAGCUAAGCGUACUCAGGCUAACAAUACACAAUCUGGGCUGCCUUCAGGUUUUUUUUAUAAUCAUGGGACAGAGAAGGGAAAAUCUUAUCCUGAUUCAAACAAAAAGCCUGGAAUUUCAGCGCAAACUCGUGUAAAGGAGUCUUU